UUCUAAUAUCUCCGUACUGCCGCCCUUCAGUUCACAUUUAUUUCCAAACCCCAUCGAACCUGUGUUAAGUCGAGCGUAAAACGAACGCGUAAAAAAUCAGUUUUUAGUUUUUAGUUUCGGCCCGAGUCAUAUAGGAAGUAUGGAGGAGUAUUCGCGUGAACCGUGUCCCAUACGCAUCGUCGACGAUUGUGGCGGCGCCUUCGCCAUGGGCUGCGUCGGAGGCGGUCUCUUUCAAGGACUCAAGGGGUUCCGGAAUGCGCCGCAGGGCUUUGGACAUCGGUUUGUCGGAGGAUUGGCGGCCGUGAAGACCAGAUCGCCGAGGAUCGGCGGCAGCUUCGCCUCGUGGGGCUGUGUCUUCAGCAUCGUGGACUGCAGCCUGGUGCAUCUGCGCGAGAAGGAGGAUCCCUGGAACUCGAUCAUGAGCGGGGCCAUAGCCGGUGGGAUUCUGAGCUCGCGAAAUGGCGUGGCCGCCAUGUGCGGCAGUGCGAUUAUGGGCGGCGUUCUGCUCUCGAUGAUCGAGGGCGUGGGCAUCCUGUUCACCCGCAUCUCAGCCCCGCAGUUCUGCAAUCCGUCACCGCAGCUCACGGGAUCUGAACUUCCAUCCGACGAUUUUAAUCCUGCAACUGGCUUUGGAUUCCCCGGCGCCCAGCAGUCCUCUAGCUAAAUUUAUUUUGUUCUGUCACUUAAGUCGACCGCCUUAAUUUUCAAUUAUUUAUAUUCGAAUGAUUGUUUGGCCUACAUCUGUGUCAAACAUCUAAAUUUAAAGCUUAUUUUAUUCGAUAUACUUAAAUGUGACCUUCGAAAGUAAAAUCAUUAGU
Messenger RNA from Drosophila gunungcola (fruit fly), 818 nucleotides. Its product is annotated as mitochondrial import inner membrane translocase subunit Tim17-A. Gene Ontology annotation, biological process: protein import into mitochondrial matrix. Gene Ontology annotation, molecular function: transmembrane protein transporter activity. The record is from RefSeq and is a predicted model, not a curated record. Gene Ontology annotation, cellular component: mitochondrial inner membrane; TIM23 mitochondrial import inner membrane translocase complex. Bases 140 to 664 code for a protein of 174 amino acids. The transcript has a single exon. NCBI's taxonomy places the organism in Eukaryota, Metazoa, Arthropoda, Insecta, Diptera, Drosophilidae.